This is a messenger RNA of Aspergillus pseudotamarii, 279 nucleotides long. Its product is annotated as ATP synthase subunit e. The transcript is spliced from 3 exons. Gene Ontology annotation, molecular function: proton transmembrane transporter activity. Gene Ontology annotation, biological process: proton motive force-driven ATP synthesis. Bases 1 to 279 code for a protein of 92 amino acids. NCBI's taxonomy places the organism in Eukaryota, Fungi, Ascomycota, Eurotiomycetes, Eurotiales, Aspergillaceae. The record is from RefSeq and is a predicted model, not a curated record.
AUGGCUACCGCACAAGGUGUCAACGUCCUUCGCUACUCGGCUCUCGUAGCUGGUCUCUUCUACGGUGCCUACCACCAAUCCUCGAUCACUGCCAACGCGAAGCGUGCCGAAGCCGACCGUGAAUACGCCCGUCAGGAGCGCCUGAUCCAGCAGGCCAAGGCCGAAUGGAAGAAGAAGACGGCACCCAAGGACACACAGAACAGCGGAAUCAUCACGGACCCCGAGGACAGCCGGUUCGACCUUGAGGCCUACCUGAAGAUGAAGGCCGGGGAGAACUAG